This is a messenger RNA of Adineta steineri, 867 nucleotides long. The record is from the annotation of a GenBank genome assembly. Lineage: Eukaryota; Metazoa; Rotifera; Eurotatoria; Adinetida; Adinetidae.
AUGAGUUACGCAUACAUUGUGGAUGAUAAAAAAAAAGUAAUGCUUAAAAAAUUUGUUUUUCAACGAUGGUUUUAUGCUUCAAUUGGAAUUUUAACUAUACUUCCAAUAAUAUUUCUUACGCUUGUACAAAUUCAAAAUAUGAAAAGAGACAAUAAUGAAUUUGCAUUUUGUCUUCUACUUCUUGUUCAUUCAGGAUGUGUUAUUUUUUCUAUGAUAUCAACCGCUUUAUUUUGUCGUAUUACCGAUGCACUUCUAACAACACUAACAAUUAUACUUCUAUUUGCUUAUAUUGGUAUACAUUUUUAUGUUCGAUUUUUACUGAAUCAUUAUAAAGUAGCAGAUGAUUUUAAUAUUAUAACACUUCGAUUAGGUUUUGUAUUGAUUUUAUUGAUUUUAUUACUUCCAUGGGCAAGUAUCAUAGCUUAUUCACAUCAAAUGAAUUCUAAAGAAGAAACAAUUUGCUCUCGAGCUAUAACAUUUUCUUGGUUUGUAAACCUUGAUACAAUGUUAAUUAUGUCUAUAUUAACAUUAAAUAUUCGUAGUCAAGCAGAUUUUGAUCGACAUCAAUUAAUUAUAUUAUCGAUUGGAAUGCCGCUUACUUUUUUAUGGCUAAUCGUAGGAAAGCUUUUGGCUAAUAAUCAAUCACGACAUUGGAUAGUUUGGAUAAUAUUUUAUAUUUUAUCUCUUAUACAUAUUGCUCAUUUAAUAUAUAUUACUUAUUGGUCAAAACAUGAAUAUGAUUUAUUAACAAAGAAAAAUGAAAUAAAUUUGAUUCCAUUACUUAUUAUAACAUUGAUUUGUGGUUGUACAAAUGUUCUCAUACAUUUUCUUACAAUAAUCUUUAGCUUUUCUCUAUUUCGUGCAUAA